CAAUUUUUAGCAAAUUCUCUACCUCUCUCUCUCUCUCUAUCUUCUCUGGGACAAAAAAUGGAGAUAUCAGUUGCAUCGGUAACAAUUUCAGUAGCUGUAGCUGUUGUGUCGUGGUGGGUAUGGAGAACUUUACAGUGGGUUUGGUUUAAACCAAAGAUGCUUGAGAGUUACCUGAGAAGACAAGGUCUUGCCGGAACUCCUUACACACCUCUUGUCGGCGAUUUAAAGAGGAAUUUCAGCAUGCUGGCUGAGGCAAGAGCCAAACCCCUCAAACUAACGGAUGACAUCACAACACGUGUCGUGCCUUAUCCCUUGCAAAUGUUCAAGACUUACGGAAGGACUUACUUUUCAUGGUUUGGACCUAUACCAACCAUCACUAUAAUGGAUCCUGAGCAAAUCAAAGAAGUGUUCAACAAAGUUUAUGAUUUCCAGAAGCCGCAUACAUUCCCUAUAGCCACAUUGAUAGCUAAAGGACUCGCUAAUUAUGAUGGUGAUAAAUGGGCGAAACACCGAAGAAUCAUCAACCCCGCUUUUCAUCUUGAGAAGAUCAAGAAUAUGGUACCUGCGUUUCACCGGAGCUGUAGCGAGGUUGUUGGCCAAUGGGAUAAGUUAGUGUCGGAUAAAGGGUUGUCAUGUGAGGUAGAUAUUUGGCCUGGGCUUGUGAGUAUGACUGCAGAUGUGAUCUCUCGUACUGCUUUUGGCAGCAGCUACAAAGAAGGGCAGAGGAUCUUUGAGCUCCAAGCAGAACUAGCACAGCUCAUCAUUCAAGCUUUUAGGAAAGCUUUCAUCCCUGGAUUUAGUUAUCUCCCAACAAAAGGUAACAGAAGAAUGAAAGCAAAAGCAAGAGAAAUCCAAGUUAUACUGAGAGGGAUCGUUAACAAAAGGUUAAGGGCCAGGGAAGCUGGGGAAGCACCAAGCGACGAUUUGCUGGGAAUACUUCUUGAUUCAAAUUUGAGGCAAACGGAAGGUAACGGAAUGAGUACCGAGGAUCUGAUGGAGGAGUGCAAGUUGUUCUAUUUCGCCGGGCAAGAGACAACAUCAGUACUUCUGGUUUGGACAAUGAUUCUGUUAAGUCAACACCAAGAUUGGCAGGCUCGUGCACGAGAAGAAGUGAAGCAAGUUUUUGGCGAUAAAGAACCUGAUGCAGAAGGCCUAAACCAGCUCAAAGUUAUGACGAUGAUAUUAUAUGAAGUCCUCAGGCUAUAUCCUCCAGUAACCCAGCUGACCCGAGCCAUUCACAAAGAGAUGAAGCUAGGCGAUCUAACGCUACCAGGCGGUGUUCAGAUCAGUCUACCUAUUCUGCUAGUCCAACGUGACCCGGAGCUGUGGGGAAACGAUGCAGCGGAGUUCAAGCCAGAGAGAUUCAAAGACGGUCUUUCCAAGGCAACAAAGAGCCAAGUCUCCUUCUUUCCCUUUGCGUGGGGACCGAGGAUAUGCAUCGGCCAGAACUUUGCCCUGUUGGAGGCAAAAAUGGCAAUGGCAUUGAUUCUGAAGAGAUUCUCCUUUGAGCUCUCUCCUUCCUAUGUCCAUGCGCCUUACACAGUCAUCACCAUUCACCCACAGUUCGGUGCUCAGCUUAUCAUGCACAAGCUAUAAUCCUACAACCCCUUGUUGUUGUUGUCUAAUAAAUAAACUUGUUAUAC
Molecule: messenger RNA, 1643 nt
Organism: Arabidopsis arenosa
Lineage: Eukaryota; Viridiplantae; Streptophyta; Magnoliopsida; Brassicales; Brassicaceae
Source: the annotation of a GenBank genome assembly